UUCUCUCAAUCUCAACCAUUAUAUAAAAUCUCUCUCCCCAAUCCACUCUCUCUUGGUUUUCUCUCUCCUUCCUCAACCCUCUCUCUUCAGUCUGUGUGCAAAGCGGCUCGUACUCCUUCAGGGACAGUGAGUAACCUAACCAAAAACUUAACGUGGUCAAAACACACUAGUCUCAGUGAUACACAAAAAUGCUCGACACUUUCAAGUACCUGAUCGGCUCACCCGGUGCCAGCGGCUACGGUUCAAAGAGCACAGCCGAGCAAGUCACUGACGCCUCCGCCGAUCUCCACCAGAUCACCGCCAUCAUCACAGGUGCCACGUCAGGGAUCGGAGCUGAGACUGCCCGAGUUUUAGCCAAGCGCGGGGCAAAGCUUGUCCUCCCGGCUCGAAGCCUCAAAGCUGCCGAGGAUGCCAAGGCUCGAAUCGUCUCCGAGUUUCCCGGCUCGAAGAUCAUCGUCAUGGCGCUCGAUCUCAGCUCCCUCGCCUCUGUUAGGAGCUUCGUCUCCGAUUUCGAGUCCCUCCGGCUGCCUCUUAAUCUCCUUAUAAACAACGCCGGAAAGUUUGCGCACGAGCACGCGAUUUCCGAAGACGGAAUCGAAAUGACCUUUGCUACUAAUUAUCUCGGUCAUUUUCUGUUGACGAAGCUGUUGCUCAACAAAAUGAUCGAAACAGCGGGGGUUAGCGGCGUUCAAGGACGAAUCGUGAACGUGUCGUCGUCUAUUCAUCGCUGGUUUUCCGGCGAUAUAAUCCGAUAUCUUGGCAAUAUAAGCCGAAGCAGAAGCCAGUACGACGAGACACGUGCGUACGCGCUCUCAAAGCUCGCCAACGUCUUGCACACCAAGGAACUUGCUCGCAGACUCAAGGAAAUGGAGGCCAACGUGACCGUUAACUGCGUGCAUCCGGGUAUCGUUAAAACCCGCCUCACCCGAGAACGUGAAGGUCUUGCCACAGAUUUGGUGUUCCUCUUUGCUUCAAAGCUCUUGAAAACAAUCCCUCAGGCUGCUGCGACGACAUGUUAUGUUGCUACUCAUCCUAGGCUGUUGGGCGUGUCUGGGAAGUACUUUGCUGAUUGCAACGAGACAUCACCGUCGAAGAUGGGGUCGAACUUAAGCGAAGCUGCUCAAUUAUGGUCUGCCUCUGAAAUCAUGGUGUCCAAGAAUUCCAAUGCUAUCUUUGAUCCAACCCACCACUUGGAGUACUAAAACAAUGGAAAAUUGAUCGUCAAUCAUAUAUAGAGAAACAGAAAAGCAUCUUAAUUAUAUAACUAGCUAGUUCUUACUUCUUAAUGUCUGUUAAAUUAGCUAGCUAAAAUACAGUAGUAAAGUGUAGGAGAGAGUUAAAUAGGAAAGAAGAAGGAGAAAUAUAAUUACACAGCUAGCUUUGAACAUAAGUGGUAGUUUUAGUGGCAUGAAUAUUUAGAUAAGGGAAAGGCUUUUGAUGCAUGAAUAUAUAUUAUGAAGUGAAUGAAUGGUUUUCUUAGUUGGAACCAAGUCAUGACCAAUGAAAUUAAAGUUGUUUA
Pyrus x bretschneideri (Chinese white pear) is the source of this 1519-nucleotide messenger RNA. RefSeq names its product short-chain dehydrogenase TIC 32 B, chloroplastic. The transcript is spliced from 9 exons. Bases 189 to 1202 code for a protein of 337 amino acids. NCBI's taxonomy places the organism in Eukaryota, Viridiplantae, Streptophyta, Magnoliopsida, Rosales, Rosaceae. The record is from RefSeq and is a predicted model, not a curated record.